AUGUCAGAAUAUUGUAAUAAUUGCUUUUGCUGUGGUUGUUAUCUUGUACCACGAUACAAACGACUAGUUAAUAAUGUUUUUCCACAAAACCCACAGCACGGACUCGAUAAAAAUAAUCUGGAGAAAUUACGUUUUUAUGCAGUUGUUAAACCUGAAAAACUUGACAAAUCGUUUCGGUACAUGUCAGAAAAAGUUGCACGCUAUUUACGUCAUCGAAAUAAACCAUUUGUUAUUCUUGGAAUUAAAGCUAUGAAUGAUACAAUGAAAUCAUGUUAUCAACAAUUAAAUACUUUUGUUGAUCAUUAUCUUGAUGCACUUCGUCUGGUGCUUGAAGAAAAAAAUGAUCUUGAAUUAACCGAACAUGCGGUGUCUUCGUUCGAAGCCUUUUGUGAAAUUCGUGAAGAAGCACCAAAUUAUCAACGUAAUUAUGAAUUUUUUGUCGAUCGCUUCACUGAACUGUGCCAUAACAAUAGUGAUACAAAUAAAACCAAAUUUCGGUGUCUUGGCCUUCGCGGUCAUCAUGCUCUAAUUCGAAAAACUGCAAAUGAUGAAUUACAGAAUGAUGUUUGGAAACACAUGGAUAAAAUAGUACCGUCAAUUGUAUUCAAUAUGGAAGUACGAGAACAAGACCGACAAUCUAUUCCUACAACACCAACAUCAUCACAAUAUAAUCUCGGCGUAACAACAGCACCUGAACAAAUUGAAUUAAUUGAACGUGGAACAGCCUUAGCAAAUGAUAAUCCAGCUAUACUAGCUGUAAUUGUUUUACGUGAUUUAUUUUGUCGUGCUCAUUUAAAUAAUAUCACUGCUUGCGUUCAACCCAUUCUAAUUCAUUUAGAUAAUCAUGAUAAAUGGAUCCCUGUUGACUUUCCCAAAUAUAUUUUUUCUGAAAUAAUGAAUUCAAUAAAACAUCAUAAUAGUUAUUUAAUUAUCGAAUUACUUCUUGGUCACCUUGAAAAACAUUUUCAUCAACAAGACAGAGCAAAUAUAAAAACAUCGAUUAUGAAAGUUAUUCAAGAUUGUAUGGUUUUUGCUGCUGCAACGACUGGAGCUGGAUCAACUAUGUUUACAGGCAUUUCUCGUCUGUUGAAAUUUUUAAGGAAAUCAUUUCAAAUUCAAUAUACAUCAAAUGCUAAUAAAACAUUAUCCAAUAAUCAAGAUGAACAUGAAUUUCAAACAGCAGUUAUUAAUGGCAUAGGAGAUUUCGCCGAAAAAUUACCGGAUUUUCAAAUGAUGGAAAUCAUGCAAUUUAUAAUAACAUCACUAGCAACACUUAAUCAAGGCUAUGAAGAAACCACAAAUGAUUCAAAAGAUGCAACUUUAAAACUUCAAUUACUUCUACUUAAAACUGUGAAAAAAGUUGCAGCAACCUAUCAAACAGUUCAUCGUCGUGAAACAUCAACACAAACAACGUUUCCUCAUCAACUUUUCGAUCCAUUACUUAAAAUGAUGAAUGCACCAGAACCAGAAGUUCGUUUAAUUGUUUUAGAAAUUCUUCAAUCAUUAGUCGAUCGACGACAAUAUUCAGAUAAAUUACGGCAAAUAAAACUGCCUAAAGAUAUUUCUCAACUGGAAUUGCCAACAGAAACAAAAGCAAACCGUCUGUUUGAUAUUGCGUUUAUGAAAAAAUUUGGUCGUCAAUUUCUUUCUCAACUCUAUGCAUGUAUAUUGAUGGAUAAUAAUACGAAUGAUAUAUUUCAUGCUAUUUAUUGCCUUAUGAAUCUUGUUACGCUUGAAGCAGGAGAUAAAGAUGUUCUUGUUGAUGUUAUUCAUUUUUGCUUUAAAAUUCAGUGUGAUUUAACAAAAAUAUCAGACUCAAAUGGAAAUUUACACCAAUCAUCUCAGAGAAGAUUAUCCAAAACAAAUGAUCACAGUAUACAUGCACUAAUAGCCGCUUAUUUCAAUUUAAUGUCAAAAUUAAAUGGAAUUUCAGCAUUUUCUCAGCAUGUCAAUGAGAUCGUUCGAAAUCGUGAACGUCGUGCUCCAUAUUUGCUACCAGUCAAUGCGUUUAAUUCUAAUACUGAUGAAACAAUUCCGUCUCGUAUUCCAAAAGAUUGUUUAUUCUCCCAAGAAAUAGUUGCUAAUGCAUUAGAUGCAUCUGGUCAUGAUACAUCAAAAUUCGAUCGAGAAUAUCGUCCCGAACCAGGUAGGUUAUUUUUUUUUUCAAAGAUUAUUUGA
Messenger RNA from Rotaria socialis, 2178 nucleotides. Lineage: Eukaryota; Metazoa; Rotifera; Eurotatoria; Philodinida; Philodinidae. The record is from the annotation of a GenBank genome assembly.